Molecule: messenger RNA, 486 nt
Organism: Rattus rattus (black rat)
Lineage: Eukaryota; Metazoa; Chordata; Mammalia; Rodentia; Muridae
Gene: Tmem207
Product: transmembrane protein 207
Exons: 5
Coding region: 55-486 (143 amino acids)
Source: RefSeq, a predicted model, not a curated record
GAAAGCUAAUCAGAGUGAGUGAGCUACGGAUCUGGGUGCAUCAUUCUCUUUAAUAUGUCAAGAUCCAGUCCUUUCCGUGUCGCUUCCAAAAUCCCAACAAUGGGAUACCUGUGUUUGCCACUAUUCCAGCUAGCGCUCUCAAAUCUAUCCUGUGAAGACAAUGAAAUGUGUGUAAAUUAUGAUGAACAAUAUCCUGAUGGCUGGUCUAUCUGGCUCCUCCUGCUGAUUGUCAUGGUGGUUCUCCUUUGUGGAGUAGCGCUUUUCUGUCUGCAGUGCUGGCUGAAAAGGUGUGGAAUUGAUCGCCCCAGACGCACCAUGGCUGUUUUUGCUGUUGGAGACUUGGAUCCCAUUUAUGGUGCAGAAAUGGCUGGAAGUCCACCAGCUGGAAUCUGCCUUCCUACUCAGAACACCGAGCUGUGUCCUGCUCCGCGUUUGGGUGCAUUAGGUCCUCCACCGCCAUAUGAAGAAAUUCUAAAAACAAACUGA